CAUCACUGCCGUUCUGUUCUACUCCUUCCAUCUAAAACAAGAAAUUAAUCUAGUGUGACUGUACGUUUUGCGUUUCAUUUAGCAUUAUAUUUAGCAGUUAUAUUUAACAAACUACUAAAAAAGUAAAUAAAACUUGGAGUGAUUGAAAAAAAAUUGAGCGUUUAUUGCAGUGAUUAACCAAACAGCACUUUACCAACAUGUCAGCGAAUGGUAAUAAUCCAAACAAUGGCAACACCGAAGGUGCUCCCGAAGAAACACCUAUUUCCGUAAGACUAGAUAUUGCAGAUAGAAUGAAACGAUGGAAUGGCAAAGUUGCAGUAGUUACCGGUGCGAGCGGUGCAAUUGGCGGUGCCAUUGCACAAGAACUGGUCAAGGCAGGAAUGAUCGUAUGUGCAUUGUCAAGGCGCCGAGACAAAGUGGAAAAGCUGCGUGCCAGUCUUUUUGAUGUGGCAGGUAAUCUGAAUUGCGUCGAGUGUGACAUAACCGUAGAAGAAGACGUGAAGCAUGCGUUUGGAUGGAUCGAAGGCACAUACGGCGGAGUAGACAUGCUAGUUAACAAUGCUGGAAUUAUCACAAAAUGCUUGUUAACAGAAAAAAAUAAUACUCGUGAUCUGUACACGACUAUGGAGACGAACAUUAUCGGUUUGUGCUUAUGUACGAGAGAGGCUGUGAAGUCUAUGAAGGCCCGUGAUGUGAAGGGACACAUCAUCAACAUUAACAGUAUAUUCGGGCAUAAGGUGCACCAAGCUGUGCCAGGAACUCGGCCAUUGAACGGAAUGUACCCGGCAUCUAAGUACGCCGUUACAGCAAUCACAGAAUGUAUCCGACAAGAACUUGUGUACUUGGAUUCGGGAUGCAAAGUUACGAGUAUUAGCCCAGGUUUGGUAGAAGGUGAUAUUUUAUCGACGUCAACUGUUAAAGAGAAUGAAAUUGUUAAAUAUAUGCCCAAACUAAAACCUGAAGAUGUGGCUGAGGCCGUUUUGUUUGCCAUCACAACACCAGACAAUGUUCAGAUUCACGAGCUGGUUAUUAAACCAAUGGGCGAGUUCGUAUAAAUAAACGCACAAAAUAUAAAGUACUGUCAUGUUUUUAAUGCUAUUUGAAAGAUUAUUGUUCCCGAGCACAUAUUUCCAACCUAGCCGA
This is a messenger RNA of Anopheles nili, 1143 nucleotides long. RefSeq names its product farnesol dehydrogenase-like. The transcript is spliced from 4 exons. The record is from RefSeq and is a predicted model, not a curated record. The coding region runs from base 198 to 1055 and encodes 285 amino acids. Lineage: Eukaryota; Metazoa; Arthropoda; Insecta; Diptera; Culicidae.